UGGCUGUGCGGGGCCUGUCCUGGCUGCUGAUUGGCUGGCACACUGGGCCCACGAUGGGUGGGGGGCGUGGCCACGGGAACAGGAGCGCCGCUGUCCAGCCCUGUGUCAGGACAGGUGCUGGUGUCGGGUGGCCAGAUCUUUAGUCACCAGCCCACUUUCUCGAGCACGUGUGGGGUCGUGUUUUCUUGACCGACUUCGUGAGCCCCCAUCUCCCGGCGGAGUUGAGAUCAUGGCCUCUCCUCAGGGUCUCCAACCCCCCCUGGAAUUUGGGGGGCCCCUGGGUGCCGCUGCGCUCAUUCUGUUGUUGCCCGCCACCACGCUCCACCUGCUCCUGGUGGCCCGCUCUGGCCCGGCUCGCCUCCUGGGGCCACCUCCGCACCUGCCCCGGCUCUCGACGCUGUGGAGCCCCCGGGUACUGCUGUUGUUGCUCGCCUGGCUCGGUCUACAGGCGGCGCUCUACUUGCUGCCGGCGCGCAAGGUGGUGGAGGGGCUGGAAUUGAAGGACAAGAGUCGCCUGCGCUAUCCUAUUAACGGCUUCCAGGCCCUGGUGCUGACAGCCCUACUGGUGGGGCUGGGGGUAUCUGCCGGGCUUCCCCUGGGGACUCUCUCGGAAAUGCUGCUGCCAUUGGCGUUCAUGGCCAUCCUCACCACCUUCAUCUUCAGCUUCCUUCUCUAUAUGAAGGCUCAGGUGGCCCCUGCCUCAGGCCUGGCACCGGGGGGAAACUCAGGCAACACCAUUUAUGACUUCUUCUUGGGACGGGAACUGAACCCUCGAAUUUGUUCCUUUGACUUCAAAUAUUUCUGCGAGCUGAGGCCUGGCCUCAUUGGCUGGGUCCUCAUCAACCUGGCCCUGCUUGUGCAAGAGGCGGAGCUACGGGGGAGCCCCUCCCUGGCCAUGUGGCUGGUCAAUGGCUUCCAGCUGCUCUAUGUGGGUGAUGCCCUCUGGCAUGAGCCAUUGGUUACUAUAUUUUCCGUGGGGCCAAUUCCCAGAAAAAUACUUUCCGGAAGAAUCCAUCUGACCCCAGUGUGGCUGGCCUUGAGACCAUCCCUACAGCCACGGGAAAGAGGCUGCUGGUGUCUGGAUGGUGGGGUAUGGUUCGCCAUCCCAACUACCUCGGGGACCUCAUCAUGGCUCUGGCCUGGUCCUUGCCCUGUGGGUUGUCCCACUUGCUCCCCUACUUCUACUUCCUCUACUUCUUCGCGCUGCUGGUGCACCGAGAAGCUCGAGAUGAGCAGCAGUGCCUACAGAAGUACGGCCGGGCCUGGCAGGAAUACUGCCGGCGUGUUCCUUACCGCAUCAUACCCUACAUCUACUGAACGGUCCUGCUGCCCACACACCUCGAGCCAGGAAGCCAGGACACACAGGGACUCACGGGCCUGCACCCUACUCAGCCCUGAGCUGGACCAAGCUCACAGAAGAAGUGUUGGGGAGCACUGUCCCCCUUUGCAUAAAUGUCCAGAGCCCACAGAACACUUUUCUCCCAUUCUGGGGUCACUGUGUUUAUGACCAGCUAGGUCAGCUCUGAGAACG
Messenger RNA from Fukomys damarensis (Damara mole-rat), 1531 nucleotides. RefSeq names its product transmembrane 7 superfamily member 2 (gene Tm7sf2). The coding region runs from base 230 to 1507 and encodes 425 amino acids. The transcript is spliced from 9 exons. Gene Ontology annotation, biological process: sterol biosynthetic process. Gene Ontology annotation, cellular component: nuclear inner membrane; endoplasmic reticulum membrane. Lineage: Eukaryota; Metazoa; Chordata; Mammalia; Rodentia; Bathyergidae. Gene Ontology annotation, molecular function: oxidoreductase activity, acting on the CH-CH group of donors, NAD or NADP as acceptor. The record is from RefSeq and is a predicted model, not a curated record.